AUGGGAUUUGGUUACAAUGCUUCUAAUAACAAUUACAAGGUUGUUAGAAUUCAGUCCCCCGGCGGUAUCCAGAAGGACCGGAACAAAGGAUUGGUUCAAAUAUAUACUCUUGGUGGUGAAAGCAGUGGCUGGAGAAAUAUCGGAGAAAUUAGCUGUAUAUUGGAGUCUAACAGUAUCCUUUGGAAUGGAUCCAUUUAUUGGUUGGCAUGGGACAGCAACCAGUGGAAGAUUGCCGGAUUUGAUUUGGCAGACGAAGAGUUCCGAUAUCUCCCAACACCAACUUUAGGACAUAGUUUUUUUAGUUGGUCGCAACUUACACUAUUGGGUGGGUAUCUGAGCAUUUUUAAUAUUGAUGGAAUUUAUGAGCGCACGUACAUAUGGUCGUUUAAAAAGAAGCAGAAUGAUGAUCUCUCUGUCGAGGGAGGAGGGCUAUAA
Papaver somniferum (opium poppy) is the source of this 435-nucleotide messenger RNA. Its product is annotated as F-box protein At3g07870-like. NCBI's taxonomy places the organism in Eukaryota, Viridiplantae, Streptophyta, Magnoliopsida, Ranunculales, Papaveraceae. Bases 1 to 435 code for a protein of 144 amino acids. The transcript has a single exon. The record is from RefSeq and is a predicted model, not a curated record.